Pan troglodytes (chimpanzee) is the source of this 1832-nucleotide messenger RNA. It is a transcript of the gene SULT2A1, whose product is annotated as sulfotransferase family 2A member 1. Gene Ontology annotation, molecular function: sulfotransferase activity. The coding region runs from base 133 to 990 and encodes 285 amino acids. The record is from RefSeq and is a predicted model, not a curated record. The transcript has 6 exons. Lineage: Eukaryota; Metazoa; Chordata; Mammalia; Primates; Hominidae.
CAUGUGACAUGCUGGGACAAGGUUAAAGAUCGUUUUAUCCUUGCUGUAAAAGCUGAUCUGCCUGUAGCUGCCACAGCCUCCAGCGGUGGCUACAGUUGAAACCCUCACACCACGCAGGAAGAGGUCAUCAUCAUGUCGGACGAUUUCUUAUGGUUUGAAGGCAUAGCUUUCCCUACUAUGGGUUUCAGAUCCGAAACCUUAAGAAAAGUACGUGAUGAGUUCGUGAUAAGGGAUGAAGAUGUAAUAAUAUUGACUUACCCCAAAUCAGGAACAAACUGGUUGGCUGAGAUUCUCUGCCUGAUGCACUCCAAGGGGGAUCCCAAGUGGAUCCAAUCUGUGCCCAUCUGGGAGCGAUCACCCUGGGUAGAGAGUGAGAUUGGGUAUACAGCACUCAGUGAAACGGAGGGUCCACGUUUAUUCUCCUCCCACCUCCCCAUCCAGUUAUUCCCCAAGUCUUUCUUCAGUUCCAAGGCCAAGGUGAUUUAUCUCAUGAGAAAUCCCAGAGAUGUUUUGGUGUCUGGUUAUUUUUUCUGGAAAAACAUGAAGUUUAUUAAGAAACCAAAGUCAUGGGAAGAAUAUUUUGAAUGGUUUUGUCAAGGGACUGUGCUAUAUGGGUCAUGGUUUGACCACAUUCAUGGCUGGAUGCCCAUGAGAGAGGAGAAAAACUUCCUGUUACUGAGUUAUGAGGAGCUGAAACAGGACACAGGAAGAACCAUAGAGAAGAUCUGUCAAUUCCUGGGAAAGACGUUAGAACCCGAAGAACUGAACUUAAUUCUCAAGAACAGCUCCUUUCAGAGCAUGAAAGAAAACAAGAUGUCCAAUUAUUCCCUCCUGAGUGUUGAUUAUGUAGUGGACAAAGCACAACUUCUGAGAAAAGGUGUAUCUGGGGACUGGAAAAAUCACCUCACAGUGGCCCAAGCUGAAGCCUUUGAUAAAUUGUUCCAAGAGAAGAUGGUAGAUCUUCCUCGAGAGCUGUUCCCAUGGGAAUAACGUCCAAAACACUCUGGGUCUUAUAUGGAGAAUGACAUUGAUUCUCCUGUCCUUGUACAUGUACCUGACUGGGGUCAUUGCGUAAGACUUAUUAUUUUAUCCUGAAACCUUAAAUAUCAAACCUCUGCAUCUCUGAUCCCUUCCUUGUUAAAAGUUACCAGGGUUGGCCAGCCGCGGUGGUUCAUGCCUGUAAUCCCAGCACUAUGGGAGGCCGAGACGGGCGGAUCACAAGGUCAGGAGAUUGAGACCAUCCUGGCUAACACGGUGAAACCCCGUCUCUACUAAAAAUACAAAAACCAAAAAAAAUUAGCCAGGCGCAUUGGCUCAUGUCUGUAAUCCCAGCACUUUGGGAGGUCGGGGGGGUGGGGGAGGAUCACGGGGUCAGGAGAUCGAGACCAUCCUGGCCAACAUGAUGAAACCCUAUCCCUACUAAAAAUACAAAAAUUAGCCGGGCAUGGUGGUGCACGCCUAUAGUCCCAGCUACUCGGGAGGCUGAGGCAGGAGAAUCGUUUGAACUCAGGAGGCAGAGGUUGCAAUGAGCCAAGAUCGCGCCACUGCACUCCAGCCUGGGCGACAGAGCGAGACUGUCUCAAAAAAAAAGAAGUGACUAGGGUUCAGAGAACCAGGGUUCAAAGCCCAGGGAUGCAAAGGUUGUAGUGAGCUGAGUCAUGGGAUCCCAGACUUUUUUAAAUGUUUGCAAUAUUUCCCGUUUACAGAAUGCUACAAGAAUAAUGUACGUACUACCUAAAAGGAUGUCUAAAUGUUUGUUAAUAAAAAUAAGAAAUAGCUACAGUGACAGAUUUUAGAGCAAAAAUUAGUAAUAAAAAUAAGAAAUAAAAUUA